This is a messenger RNA of Dreissena polymorpha, 4104 nucleotides long. Its product is annotated as glutamine-rich protein 2-like. The record is from RefSeq and is a predicted model, not a curated record. The coding region runs from base 318 to 3521 and encodes 1067 amino acids. NCBI's taxonomy places the organism in Eukaryota, Metazoa, Mollusca, Bivalvia, Myida, Dreissenidae. The transcript has 21 exons.
UUUUGGCUUGAUGUUGCUAGUGACAACACUAAAAUUAAAGUGCAUUUUAUUUAAACGUUCCCGCAAUUAAAAGAGAAGAUACAUCAUUGAAAGAUGUGGUUUUAAAACAAAGAUUUUCGCGUUUUCUCGUCAACUUACGACUUGACUUUAAAAUAUAUUGACAAAGAAAACAAAAACCGGAUCGGAUUGUCAAGACCGGAAGUAUCAGAUCAUUAAUUGUGUAUUGGAUGUGUGUUGAGUCUUUAAAUUACAAUGGGAUUUUAAAUUAAAACUUAAACUAUUUUUUUCCGGUUGGGUAGUGAGUUAAAAAAACAACCAUGCCGACAUCAGUGUCACUUGCCCAAAUGGUGGAUUUGUCUUUAGGGACACCAGAAAUAGGGGCUGUCAAUUUCAAUGUGAUGCACACACUUCUUCAUGCAAUAAUACAAAAGUUAAAUAUUGCCGACAGUAAGACAGAGAUCAAUGAACAUGACCGUGAUUUCCUAGCAACUUCCAAGAUCCGAGCACGUUCAACACUUAGUGAUGCUGACAGUGGUAGGGGAGAGGAAUCCGAAGACGGUUCGGUUGUCAGUGAAAAGGCAGCCCCACCAUUCAGGCCAACCCCCUACCACCGACUUGAAAUAAAAGUAGAAAAGCUUACCCAACAAAUGGAAGAGCUCAAUAAGCUUCCAUCUAAUCUGGAGCUGUUCAACCGAGCCACGAAAUCGAAAGCAGAGUCUGGAACAGAGAGGCCCGUAGCAGAUAUGUGGCAGUACAUGCAGUUAAAGAAGAGAGUAGAUGCUAAUGAAGAAGGUGUAAGCAAGUUGUUUUCCCUUGUUGAGGACAUGAUGAAGCAAAUGAAGGACCUUCGAGACGCCAACCAACUGCUGCAAGACAAAAUUAAAGGGCUCAAUGUGGAUGAUUUGAAAAAGAGAUUAGCAGAGCUAGAAAAGAUCACGGGAGAGUUGAAUGAGAAGUUUGCUCUACUGCCCACACCUGAGGAACUGAACCAGUUUGUGACCUGGCCAGGGCUAGAGGAUGCGCUGAAAGGAAUUCGUGAUGACCUCGUUCAGCCCCAGCCAGAGCGUGUUGUCAUAGAGAUGUCUAGCCAGACAGAACCGGCAAAACAGCAGCUUAGAGUUUGGCCGUCCAGACCAGGUUCCUCUCGACCAAUGUCUCGGGUUAGCACUCCGGGUCCCUCGGAAGCUCUUCUAGACAUCCUGGAGAGGCUUGGAAAGCUUGACAAUGACCACAAGACGCUCAAAGAACGUGUGGACAUAAUUGAGGAGGAGCUCAAGAACAAACUGGACAAGUCUGCAUUGGAAGGUCUAGGGGUGCCAACUGAGCUUCUGGAGCAGAUUCGCAAACUGAAGGAGGAGUUAGAUGCCCUUGCUUCUUCCAGAGAUAGGUCUGAACCUAAGACUGGAGAGCCUGAUCAAAUGGCUAGAUCAAUGAAUUUCCUGGGAAAUGUGGUAAAUGUCCUGUCCAAGGCAAGACACCAUGCUAAACACCACCAUGCCGACACAACACCAGAAACCACAGACACUGAAACAUCUGAGUUGUCUGAUGAAGAAAUCUUCAGUAAUAUUGUGGCAGUGCCAGUGCCAAAUUUUGCAGUACUAGACAGUAGACUGAAGAUUCUAGAGGACAGGUUCAAGUUGUUCCAAGAGUCUAUACUGUCAGACAGUGCCUACGAUAGUGAUGUUACCGACCUAACCAGCUGGCUCUCACAUAUGGAGAACAAAAUUGCCAGUAGUCUGAACUUGACCACUCCAGAGGAGAGCGAUGUUGACAGCAAGAAAGAGUCCGACAAGUUUGACAAGGUCGAGGAAAGGAAACCUGUUGUUGAGAUGCCCAAGAAGGCAAAGGAGGAAAAAGUGGGGGAGAAGGAGAAGCCAAAGAAGAAGCGGAAAGAGGAAGCAGUUGCGGAAAGAAUGGAAGAGGAAGCAGGGUUUAAGCAAAGUCUGGCUUUGAUUUUGGAGGACAGGAAUCAGCAGGUCUCCUCCCCCAUCUUGCUAUCUUCACCCGAUCUCGAGGCAACCAAUGAGAAGAUCAAGCAGCUGGCCUUCAACCUGAAUGAUCAGUUGCACAGCCUGAGAGACAAGGUGUUCCUUGUGGAUCAUGAGCUGAAGAGGAUGAGCAAGGGCGUGGAGUUUGCCCUAAUGAGGACAAAGGUUGUAGGCGGUCAUGACAUGGACAGUGAGGCCCUGUCUCGUGCCCAGCAGGCUAUACUACAGCUGCAGGCCGAGGUAGAGAAGCUGCACCGCACCACCGGGGACAUCAUUGAUGAGAACAAGCAGCGCACCAGGCAACUAGAGGACCUGCUGAAGUACUGUGACAAGCUGCAGGAGAUCAAGGCUGACAAGGACUACGUGCAGAUGGAGGUGGAUGUGAAAGCUGACAAAAAGCUACUGGAUGCAAAGGUGAACACGAAGCUGUUUGACAAGACUACUGAAGAAAUCAAUAACAUGAUCAAGGAGAUACUAGACAAGCUGGCAGGCCAUGACGAAUCCUGGAAGAAGUCAUAUGCCAAGCUUGCGGAGGACAUUGAUGGCAAGCUGGAUCGUUUGGAGCUUGAUCCUCUCAAGGAAUGGAUGGAGGCGAGGUUGAAGGCUCUCAACGAGAAGCUCAAGAAGUACCAGGUGAACAUGGACGUUGGUGCUGAGGAUGACGCUGCAGGCAUUAGACGUCAACUGAUCCAGAAGUUCCACUGCAUUUCCUGUGAUCGACCAGUCGAUAUGAUGCCUACAGGCCCGAUUCCUUCCCUUCCUGCACAGCAAGGGUUAAACCCAACUAAGUCUCCUAGGCCGUACACCACCUUUGACUUGGAUAGGAUCAGACAGCAUAUGAAGAGUCUUAACACAGGCCGCAAUACACUCAACUAUGAGCGAGCCAUAGCGGAGCGCCAUCUAGCUAUGCUGAAAAAGACAGACCUCAGAGCUUUCUUUGUGCACUUUAAAAACGACUUUGAAACCAUUUCUCAACUGGCUCAAAAUUUCGCUAAUCAGGAGGUGACAGACUACUAUGCGACGCCGAGGCCUUGCGGUGGCAGUCACACCCUGACCUUCCCCCACAAACGCACCACCAAGCUGACCCACCUCAGUCACUUGUUUCGCGAGGAGGAGACGAUCACAAUACCAGUUACAAGAGAGGAGAUGGACAUACAAGGUGCUGAUGGCCACAUCUACAGGGGUCGCACAGAGGCGAGAGGCUCCCAGAAACUGGAGGCGCGCUUCCCACCCACAAUUGGAACCAACAACAACAACAGCAUUGGUAUCAAUGCAAGGUCGAGCAGUCCUCACCAGUUCCAGCCGAAGCCCCCUACCAUGGCGCCCCAUGCCCAGGUGGUGAGCCAGAGUAGAGCACGCCCUGUGUCUGCACGCACUCCGCCCUCACCCAGACCAUCAUCUGCAGGUCAAGCACUACAACAGGGGUCAAGGCCACAGAGUGCAAAGGUCACAAUCCGCACUGACCAGCCAGGUGCCCAGGAGCAGACAGAUGCACAGAUCUUGAUGCCGUCUGCUGACACGGUCGUUCAUUAGGGCAGCUUCAAGCUUCAGUUACAUUCUUUAAGUGAUGGAAUCUUCUCCAGCAAUAUUUUGAUCUAUACAUAUAAUAUAUUAACUGUUAAAGUCUAUUUUCUUAGUAUUUUUUAAUAUUUAUUGGCUCAUUUGCACAGCUAUGUUAUUGAACAAUUUUGAAAAUAUCAUAUUUUUAUGUUUAUGUUAUUUUCACACUUUAUUUUUAUUAUUUUAUUUUUGCUUUAUGCUUACCCUAGAAAUAAACAAUAGAAUAAAAACAAAAUCUAAAUAAUUUGUUUUGUUUUGGGGAGUUUUCCAACAAGAUUUUGUCAGAAAAAAAUUAGACAACGAUGAUCCAUGAAUAAUUACCUCAAAUUGUUUUAUUCCAUUAUUUUUAAGUUUAAACAUUUUGUGCAAAAAAUAAUGUCUCAAAUUUACUGUCAUUAUGUUAAAUGUUUUAAAUGUAUGGACCCACAGUAUUAUGCCUGUGCCUGUGAUAUGUUCUCUAUACUUUUGUUUUUCUUGUUAAAUAUAUUGUUAAUCAAACUUUUGUUAGUUUAGUAAAAUAUUCACCUAUCUUUGUAGAUUAUAGGAACAACGCAUU